GCUGCACAGACACCAAGGACAGUGAGGGAAGAGUGGGAUUAGGUGGUCCAGAGGAAGGAUGGCAGAAGACCAGCCGCACCUGUGCAUUCAGAUGUCAGACUCGAAUACAAAUGGCAUCCCCAGCAGAAGGCCGUCCUCACCAGACCUAGCUGGCAAGGCAGGGAGCGUGCUCACUUUCCACAACAUCUGCUACCAUGUGAAGACGAAGACUGGGUUCGUGUGCUGUCGAAAAACAGCCACUAAAGAAGUUUUGAGAGAUGUCAAUGGCAUCAUGAGACCUGGACUGAAUGCAAUUUUGGGACCCACUGGCAGUGGUAAAUCUUCGCUACUUGACAUUUUGGCUGCAAGGAAGGAUCCCCAUGGGCUUUCUGGUGACAUUUUGAUCAAUGGAGCUCCUCAGCCUGCCAACUUUAAAUGUGCCUCUGGGUACGUCGUACAGGAUGAUGUGGUGAUGGGAACCCUGACUGUAAGAGAAAAUCUGACGUUCUCAGCAGCACUUCGCUUGCCAAAGUCAGUGAAGGAAAAAGAAAAAAAAGAACGAGUGAAUCAGAUCAUCAAGGAACUGGGUUUGAGCAAAGUGGCAGAUUCCAAGGUUGGCACCCAGUUCACGCGUGGGGUGUCUGGAGGAGAGCGGAAGAGGACCAAUAUUGGGAUGGAGCUCAUCACGGAUCCUGCCAUCUUGUUUUUGGAUGAGCCAACUACUGGACUUGAUGCAAGCACUGCUAAUGCUGUUCUGCUGCUACUGAAAAGGAUGUCGAAACAAGGAAAAACGAUAAUCUUCUCCAUCCACCAGCCUCGGUACUCCAUAUUCCGACUAUUUGACAACCUGACACUGCUGGCUGCAGGGAGAGUGCUGUACCAUGGGCCAGCCCAGCACGCCAUUGGCUACUUCCAGUCCAUUGGCUACCAGUGCGAGCCCUACAACAACCCUGCCGACUUCUUCCUGGACGUCAUCAACGGAGACUCCACCGCUGUGGCGAUGAACAAGAUUGAUGAGAUUAACAAAGCAGAGAGCACUGAAGAACGCAUUGAAUAUGAUAAAACCUUGGCUGAGCAAUUAGCAGAAAAAUACUCCGGCUCCACCUACUACCAAGAAACAAAAGCACAAUUAGAGAAUAUUUCUUUGGGAAAUAAAAAGAAAACCAAAUCAGUUUUCCGGCAAAUCACAUAUGCCAAUUCCUUCCUUCAUCAGCUGAAAUGGGUGUCCAGGCGCACUUUUAAAAAUCUGAUAGGAAACCCUCAAGCUUCCAUAGCUCAGGUGUGUGUUACGGCUUUUCUGGGACUGGUUGUAGGUGCCCUUUUCUUUGGACUUAAAGAGGACACCGCUGGACUACAGAACAGAGUGGGUGCAAUGUUCUUUCUGACCACCAACCAGUGUUUCAGCAGCAUCUCAGCUAUUGAACUCUUCGUUGUGGAAAAAAAGAUAUUUAUACAUGAAUAUAUCAGCGGGUACUACAGAACAUCUGCGUAUUUCAUCGCAAAGCUAAUGGCUGAUUUGAUACCCAUAAGGACUCUACCAAGCAUCAUCUUCACCUGCAUAGUUUACUUCAUGUUAGGUUUGAAACCAACAGUAGAAGCCUUCUUUACAAUGAUGUUUACCCUUAUGAUGGUGUCCUACACAGCCACUUCUAUGGCACUAGCCAUUGCAGCAGGACAGAGCGUGGUCGCUGUAGCAAACCUACUCAUGACUAUCACAUUUGUUUUUAUGAUUCUUUUCUCUGGGUUGCUGGUCAAUCUCACAAGUGUCCUGCCCUGGCUCUCCUGGCUCAAAUACUUUAGCAUCCCUCGAUACGGAUUGACAGCUUUACAAAUCAAUGAAUUGAAGGGUCUGAACUUCUGUGGCAGCAUUAACAACACAGUUUUAAGCAGCGACAGUAGCUAUCGACAGAUGAGCCCAAUAGUGUGUACUGGCGAUGACUACCUGAAGAGUCAAGGCAUCGAUGCGAGUACCUGGGGCCUGUGGCAGAACCACCUGGCUCUUGCCUGCAUGUCACUAAUAUUCUUCACCAUUGCGUACCUGAAACUGCACUUCAUGAAGAAGUUCUCUUAAAACCAGAAGGAAGGAUGCAAUUUCCACUCUUCAGAAGUUUGAUGAAACUGACUGUGCAGCUGACUUGGAUUAUUUUUUUAAGAGGCCUUCCUUUGUACUUUUAUGAUUACACAAGUCAACAAUGUGAAAUCCUUGUGUAUUAUAUUAAAUACUUACUAUUAAUGUACCUUGCUGAAAUAUUUAACGAGACCCAGUCUUCCCUGCCAGAAAAAGUGUAUAACUAAUAAUUUCUUCAAGAGACUAUUCAGUCUUUCUGCAUCUUCUAGCUAUGAACUUGUUAGACACUAAAAGUAAUUUUUAUUGGCUUAACUUGUUAAAAAAUAAUAGUUGUAUACUUUAAUUAGCACCUACAUUUACUGGAAAAUAAUCCUAUCUGAACUGAUGCUUACCAGAACACCUGUGCAGUCUGAACUGCUUAUGUGCUCACAGUCUAUGUGAGACAGCAACAAAAUCCUCUCCAACCCAAUGCACAUCUCACCCUUUUCCAUUUGGGAAUCAUUACUGCUCUGGGGAGUACUUGAUUGAUGCCAUGAAGUCUUUCUUACCACACUGGAGUGGUAAAAGCACUGGUUUUUUAAAAUAAAGGUGACUGUGAACUUA
Empidonax traillii (willow flycatcher) is the source of this 2650-nucleotide messenger RNA. It is a transcript of the gene ABCG2, whose product is annotated as ATP binding cassette subfamily G member 2 (Junior blood group). Gene Ontology annotation, cellular component: plasma membrane. The coding region runs from base 59 to 2050 and encodes 663 amino acids. NCBI's taxonomy places the organism in Eukaryota, Metazoa, Chordata, Aves, Passeriformes, Tyrannidae. Gene Ontology annotation, molecular function: ABC-type transporter activity; ATP hydrolysis activity; ATP binding. The record is from RefSeq and is a predicted model, not a curated record. The transcript has 16 exons.